AUGGGUGUUUAGAUAAGAUUCUCAAAAUUGAAAAAAAUAAAAAUUGAACAACUUAUAGAAAGCUUAAAAAAAUUUUACUUAAUUUAAGAACCUAUUUUUAAUCUAUAUUCGCUAAAUAUGAACAAAGAAUGUCUAAUUUCAGUGCAAUAGGUUCUAAAUCCUAAAAUCUAAUAUUUUUUGAAGCUCUUUUUCAUAGGUGAUAUGGGAUUAAUUACAAAAGAAGUCUAAGAGUAAUUAUAAAAACUAAUACAGAUAAUUAAAAUAGUUUAAAAAAAUUUCCUUUUUAAUGAACAAAAGAAAAAAUUGUGGCAUAUAUUGAAAAUAAAAGAGUCCAAAUUGUAUUGAAA
Paramecium sonneborni is the source of this 347-nucleotide messenger RNA. NCBI's taxonomy places the organism in Eukaryota, Ciliophora, Oligohymenophorea, Peniculida, Parameciidae. The record is from the annotation of a GenBank genome assembly.